AUGGAUACCGAGACGGAACCGCUUCGUGUCAAGGCAACGGGCUUUAAGAGGCGCCACUAUGUGAAGCUCCCGGCGCUCCGCCGGUCCCCCGAGCCCAAACGACCGCCGGGCAGCAUGGCGGAAGCCCCGCUGGUGCCGCGGACGGCCAGCGGAGGCGGCGGCAGCGGAGCAGUGGAUGGGGGGAGCGGAGGCGCGGGGUUGGGGGGAGCCGACAAAGAGGGCGAGCAGGCGUCGCGGAGCGCGUGUCCGUUUGUGGCGCCGACGCUGGCGUUUCUGGUGGCUCGGCGGCGCGCGGUGCUGCUGUGCGCGUCGGCGGCGUGCGCGGCGGUGGCGGCAGGGCUGUUCUGCCUGGUGUACUUCCUCCACCUCGCCUCCUACCAGGUGCCGCGCGCGUGCCGCCUCGCACGCACAAGGGCUCCGUUGGAGGGCGGGCUGGGCAACAGGGCUGGGGCAGGAGGGGGUUGGGCGAAGGGGUUUGGACGAUGCUGGGAGCAGUGUAUCGUGACACUCUGGAUUGCAUUGUCAUGUGUCGGCCGUCUCUGUUGCAUGAUCUUAACGUGUGCGUUGUGGGCGCACGAGUUGGGCAGUGCACUACAAGCAUCGCUGGGAGGGGUGCGCGCGCUGGGAGACACGCUCACAGUGCUGCACGCGGCGGUGGACCAGCAGGCGGCGUUUACGCGCCUGGUGGCCGCCACCGACUACACGCGCCCGCUGCUCGCCUUCCCUCCCCCGGCCCCUCUCGCCGCUGCAGCAGACGCGGGGGCGAGUGGGUGGGGGCAGGGGGCGAGCGCCAUGGGGUAUGCGCUCUCGCUCAACCACUCCUCGCGCGGCGCCGUCCAGAACAGCUUCCUCAACGCCACCUGCAUCUGGUGCGUGUGCGGCCCCCUAUCAUACGCAACCCCAUCCUUUCACAUUCCCCUCCACCCCUCAGUCUCUCCCGCUUUUGCAUCCUCUCUUCUCUUCACAUUCUCUCCUCCCCUCACAUUCUCUCCCUCCUCACCUUGUCGCCUCCCCCCCCCAGUAGCUCCGUGCUGCCCAACCGUCCACGUGCACACCAUUCCCGGACCUCCGCCCUAUGCUCACCCUCCGCCUGCCCUCUGCACUCUGUUUGCUGUCCGCCCUGCAUGCAUGUACGCGUUCAGGAAUGUGAGUGGAGAGUGCGCGCCUCAGCAGCAGCACUACCUGCCGCUGCUCCACUACUCGCCCACCCUCGCCACCAUCCUCUCUCACCUCGCCACCGCCAACAGCAGCAGGAGUGGCGUGGGGGCGGCGUAUGUGGGACUGGACAUGCUUUCUGGUGUGUGUGGUGAAGAGGGGGGAAAGGUUUGGAUCGAGUCGUCUGUGCCGUUGCCUGCCAGCCACCCAUGCCAAAGCGCACACCCGACUCGCUACGAGCUUCAUAGAAAUGCCUCUCCCACAGUCAGCACCAGCAUUGCACAUUUGCUGAAGCACAAACCCUGCACGCCAAAAGUCAGCUCCCCUCCUUUUAACCUGCACCUGCGGAUGCCCACCCCCCUCCCCCUCUUCCAUACAGUCCCCCAGCUGGGCCCCGCGGUUGCCGUCUCAUCGCUCUCCGCCCUCUCGGCCCGCCUGCCCUGCACCCUCUCCCCGCCCUUCGCCCCUCGCUUCCCCUUCCCUGACAACUCCUCCUCCGUGCCCACCUCUUCCCCCUCACCCACCACCAUCAAAUCCUCCUCUUCGACCACCACCAGCAGCGGCAGCAGCAGCAGCAGCGACCAAUCAUGGUCGUUCCCUGCUAAUACAUCUUUCUCGUCGUCAUUGGCAGCAGCAGCAGCAGCAGCAGCAGCAGCAGCAGCAGCAGCAGCAGCAGCAGCAGCAGCAGCAGCAGCAGCUGAGUGGCCAGCGGAGCAGCAGCGGAGAGCAGUGGUGGCAUCAGUGCCCGUGUAUGGACGAGCCGUGCCGCCCAACGCCACGUCAGACGAGAUGCAGGCAGCAGUGAUUGGAUUCGUAUUUGCAGUGGCUGACAUGCAGCUCGCCCUCUCGCAGCUCUCUCAGGUACUUCCAUCCCCGCCUCAUGCCAUGCCUCCUCUCACCCGUGCUCCCACUGCUCCUCUUGUCUCAACAUGGCAGUUUAAGCCGAGCUGCCCAACUUGCACUUCGCAUCCCCCACAUCAUCAUCCAUGUGCUGCCCGCCUCCUGCUCCUGCCCCUCUCUCCCUCUCCCCCCUUUCUCCCCCUGUUGCAGGCGCCAUCCAGCGGCAGCAGCAGCUGUGGGUCAGCGGCGCUGCAGCUGCAGCUGCAGGACACCACCGCCCCCACCACCACGCUCGUCCUCGCCCAGUAUCCCCCGCUGCAGCCCCCCGCCGUGCCUGAGGCGCCCUCGUCCUUCCCUGCAGCGCACGUCGUGCCUCUGCCGGCAGUGGUGUCUCUCCUCACACCUGCAACAUCCCCUCCGCGUCCCUUCCGUUCCCCCUCCUGUUCUUCAAGUUUAUUUUGCCCCUCGUCCCCUGCGCCCUGCACCUUGCCCCCAUGGUCUGUGUCCCGCGUGUCCCGUGCGUGCCCGUGGGCGCAGGUACCAGUCACGGCCGUUCCCGUACAUGGCGGUGGUGUGGCCGUGUGUGGCGGUGGCGGGAGCAGCGCUGGUGGUGGCGGUGGUGUAUGUGGUGGCGGGCGAGGUGGUGCGCGUGGAGGGCGACCUGCAGCGCAUGGCAGCUCUCAAGGAGCAGAUGCGCGCCGCGUCGCUGCCGAGGCCGCCAGCCGCGCCAAGGGCACCUUCCUCGCCACCAUGAGCCAUGAGAUCCGCACUCCCAUGAACGGCGUCAUCGGCAUGCUGAACCUGCUGCUGCAGACGCCGUUGGACGCGGUGCAGCUGGACUACGUGGAGACGGCGCGCACCAGCGGCAGGGCGCUCUGCUCCCUCAUCAACGACAUCCUCGACCUCUCCAAGAUCGAGGCGGGGCGGAUGGAGUUGGAGAGCAUGAGGGUGGACGUGAGGGCGGAGAUAGACGACGUGCUGAGCAUGUUUGUGGAGCGCACGCGCAACAAGCCGCAGGUCGAGGUGGCCGCGCUCGUGCACGACGCCGUGCCCACGUUUGUGCUGGGCGACGCGCUGCGGCUGCGGCAGGUGCUGAUCAACCUGCUGUCCAACAGCUGCAAGUUCACGGCGCGCGGCCACGUGCUCAUCACCGUGCGCACCGCCGCCCCGCACGACCACCUCGCCGUCCCCGGCGCCCACUUUGCCGACGCCCGCUCCCUCGCCCGCACCUCCCUUGCCGACUCCGACCGCGCUGCUCCCAGCACCAGCGCCGCUGCAGUUACUAACACACCCGGUGCCGAUGGUGCGGGUGCAGCAGGAGGCGGGUGGAGCUCCACCCCUGCCCCAGCUGGAGGUGCUGCCGCAAGUGCAGUGAUGACUGCGCCUGCUGCUGGUGGUGGUGGUGGUGGCAAGACCGUAGUGGCGGAUGCAGGUGGUGCACGGGGAGAAGUGAGUGCGCGUGCUGGGACAGCGCCGGGUGCUGGGACAGCGCCGGGUGCUGGGACAGCGCCGGGUGCUGGGACAGCGCCGGGUGCAGCGCCUGGAACAACACAACCGGCAAAUGGCAGGAGUGGGGAGGGCGGAGAGGAAACUCGCAGGUUGGGCGGAGGUGACUCAGAUGCAUGGGAGGGAGAGGUACACGGGGAGAAGGACCAGUGUUCCGGUGAGGCGGGCGCAGGGGAGAUGAUUGAUGGGGGCUUCUCCGGCGGCGUCACGCAGGCUCGAGUCGAGGCGGUUGGUCAGAUGGGCGCAGAGACAGGCAGUGAUGGGCAGGGGCAGGGGCAAACGGGGCAGCUGCAGAACAAAGAGAUGGGGCAGGGGCAGAGGCAGGGGCGGAGGGCGAGGCAGGGGGAGUUUGAGACGCUGAGUGGAGUGGAGGCGGUGGAGAGCUGCAACAGCUGGGCGCGCAUCCAGGCACUCAUGGAGCGCCCCCCCCAGGCAGGCCCGCCCCCCGGCCACCUGCAGUGCACGCCUGCUGGGCCGCACAGCAGUGGUGGGGCUGCGGGCAGGGCGGGGGAGCAAGGCGGAGGUGAAGCACAGAGUGGGAUGGUGCGGCUGGUGGUGUCCGUUGAGGACACGGGGCACGGCAUACCGUGGCCGGCGCAGCCUCGUCUGUUUCGGCCGUACGUGCAGGCGGAUAUCAGCACGACGCGCACACACGGCGGCACGGGCAUCGGUCUGUCCAUCUCGCAGCACCUGGUGGCGCUGAUGGGCGGCAAGCUGGCGUUUGUGAGCCGGCCGGGCGUGGGCACCACCUUCUUCUUUGACAUCACGCUGCCCUUUGAGAACCCCCCAGACCCCUCCCAUGACGCCCCCGCCGCUGCUGCUCCUGCUGCCGCCAGCAAGAGAAGAAGUGCCCCCGCACUUGCCUCUCGUGUCUCUGACCUUCAGGGGUGCACAGCGGUGGUGCUGGACGACCGGGCUGUGAGGCGCGCCGUCACAGCCACGUAUCUGCGCCGCCUCAGGCUCAACGUGCUCCUCGCUCGCCGCUGGGAGGACCUCCCCCCACUCCCCGCCCUGCCACUGUCCCCCUCCCCUCCUGCCCCGCCUGCUCCUGCCACUCCCCCCCAAGCUACCCCAACCUCCUCGGGCCCACUGGCAGUGGUGGGCGUGGUGCCCCCUGCACUGCCAGGAGUGGCAGCAGCAUCGCUGGCGGGGCAUGAGAGUGGUGUGGCUCCCCCCUCACAUGCCGGGCCAUCUGUUGCCGCAGGAGUGACGGCAGGCGCAGCGAGCACAGCAGCAGGCAGUGCGGGUGGCGGCGGGGCGGGCCCCCCAGCGGGCAGUGCGUUCCUGCUGGUGGACGCUGAGACACUCGCCCGCCAUGCCCGCGCCUGGCGCCACUCAUUGCCCACGCCACCUGCGCGCACACAUGAGGGAAAGCGGGGCGAGGGGGGCGAGCCUGGGGUUGGAAUGGCAGGCUUGGGCACGGGCAGGGAUGGUGAUGGGGCGUGGGGGGAUGUUGCAGGGGCGGAGGCAGAGGCAGAGGCAGGGGCAGGUGUGGGGCGUGAUGGGGCAGGUGGAGUGGAGUGCGCAGCGCGCAUUGUGCGUGCAGGCAGCGAGAUGACACCCGUCCACCCGUCGUCGCCGGGGAGGGCAGGAGACGAGUCGCCACAGUUCUGUGGGCCCCUGGCAGCCUCUGACGGGGCUGCCACACCCGCCCUCGGCACACUGGCGUCUGCCACGCCCCCCUCCCCUGCUGGCAGCGUGGAGAGCCCCGACGGCAGCAGUGGCGCUGGCAGUGGCGCCAUGGCAGGUGGCGGCGGGGGAGGCAGUGGCGUGCUGACAAGCGCUGCUGCCAUGGCCACUGCUGCUGCCUUCUGGACCAGCCGACAGCAGCAACAGCCGGGGGGAGUGGAGGAACAGCAGCAACAAGAGCAAGGAGUGGGGGAGUGGCCACAGCAGCAACAGCGAUUGGGGGAACAGAGGCAACAGCAGCAAGAAGCACAUGAGAAGAAGCUGAGUUCACAGUGGCAGUCACAGCAGCAGGACCAGCAGGAGCAGGAGCAAGAGCAGCAGCAGCAACAUGUGAAGCAUUCACUUCCUGUGCAGCCGUUGCAACAGGAAAGUGGAGGGAGUGAGAGGGUUGAUGAGGAGCAUCGUGAUGCAGCGGGGGUUGGUGGGAGUAGUGCUCUAGCCAGUGCAGUUUCCAGGGGCACAGGCACAGGGACAGGCACAGGCACAGGUUCAGGCACGGAUGCGGACACGGGCACGGGGUUGAAGUUGAGUGCGGGUAUGGGUAUGGCCAUGGGCAAUGGCAUGGGCAUGGGCAUGGGUGCAUGGCGCAUGGUGCUGCUGGUGCGCGAGCCGAGCAUGGAGAGCGUGGCCGCCCAGGCGGGCUUCCACGCCACGCUGCUGAAACCCAUCCGCCGCGCCGCCCUCGUGGGCGCGCUGCUGCAGGCCGCCAAGCACGGCAGCGGCGGGGGCAGCAGCAGCAGUGCACAGGGCGCAGAGGGCGGGCAGGGCACCUUGGGUAGGCGAGGGGAAGGAGGAUCUGAAGGAAGGAGAGGGACAGAAGUGUCAAGUCCUGAUGAUUUCAGAGGCGUGAUGGGUGGGGAGCACGAAUACGUGGUUGUGGUGGACAACGGGGCAGAGGAUGCAUGUGGGGCAGAGGAUGCAUGUGGGGCAGAGGAUGCCUGUGGGGCAGAGGAUGCAUGUGGGGCAGGUGCAGGCGAAGCAGAGAGAGUGGAUGGAGGAGCAUCUGUGGAGUCAGACAUGGCUCUCUUCCCUGUCACGCUCACGGGAAGGAGCGGAAACAAGGAGAUGCAUCUGAAGCAGGUGGAGGCAGGAGAGAGGAGUGGUGGCGAGAGGAGAGUGGCGGUGGAAGGGCGGGGUGGCAGCAGUGCGGCGGUGGCGAGUCCCAGGGCGAGGAGGGUGGCUGAGCGUGCCCCACAGUCGCUGACUCAGAUGCUCACUGCAGUGCUGCAUGGCAAGCACUUUCUGGUGGUGGACGACAACAUGGUGAAUCGCAAGGUGAUAGCCAAGAUGCUGGAGCGAUACAAGGUGCACGUGGUGCCUGUCGUGGGGGGUGCUGUGGCCGUGGCCAAGGUGGUGCCGGGCCACGCCUUCCACUGCAUCCUCAUGGACGUCCAGAUGCCGGGUAUGGACGGAUUCGAAGCCACAAGGCAAAUUCGCAGGCAAGAAGCGAAGUACAGGCUCUCACAGACUCCGAUAUUUGCACUAACAGCGGACAUCUUUGCAGGGACUCGGGAGAAGUGCAUCGAGUCUGGCAUGAACGGCUUCUUGUCAAAGCCUAUAGAGGAGGAGCAGCUGUGGAACGUGAUUUACAAGUACUUUUGCCAUUUGACAGACUCUCUCUUUGUGGAAACGCCUCCAACAAUUAGUCCACCAUUUUAA
This is a messenger RNA of Closterium sp. Yama58-4, 6849 nucleotides long. Lineage: Eukaryota; Viridiplantae; Streptophyta; Zygnematophyceae; Desmidiales; Closteriaceae. The record is from the annotation of a GenBank genome assembly.